Messenger RNA from Chaetomium fimeti, 1788 nucleotides. RefSeq lists its product as uncharacterized. The record is from RefSeq and is a predicted model, not a curated record. The transcript has 4 exons. Gene Ontology annotation, biological process: regulation of DNA-templated transcription. Bases 138 to 1553 code for a protein of 471 amino acids. NCBI's taxonomy places the organism in Eukaryota, Fungi, Ascomycota, Sordariomycetes, Sordariales, Chaetomiaceae. Gene Ontology annotation, molecular function: sequence-specific DNA binding; zinc ion binding.
AUCGAACGACUGCUGCUCUCGCCUCCCGCCCCUUCGCUACCUUAUCUAUCCGUUGCUACGCGCUCGCAUGGUCAGGCGAUUUGGGAGUGGUCAAGUUGCAGGAGGAUAUCGUUGACGGAAUACACAAGAGACCCGCUAUGGAAGCGGGUGGGCUAGGACAGAGGCAAAGCGGGAUUCCAACCUCCAACAGCGCUGAACAGUACGACAAGCGGCCGAGAGAACGCAUCGAGACAUCAUAUCGAGACGGACCGACCAUGGCGACCGCGCCGCUAGUCAGCCCAAACACUCCUUACCAGCAUCAGCACCACAGCUCGUUCAGCUCCAGCUACCCUUACUCGGCGCCUACUACCGGCAUGCCCGGCAUGAUCUCGCCUGUCGAGCCCCGAAGGCCCUCGGAGGGGUCUGAGCAAGGCCAUGCUCACCGGCAGUCCCUGCCUUCCAUCUCGGAAGUGUUCUCCGAAAGGAAGUCACUUGGGUACGCCCCGCCACCGCCAUCAGCUUCGAUGCACUCAGCUCCCGGCCUGCCGUCACCCUUCACAUCAGCCCCGCCACCGAGGCCGUUUUCAGACAUGACGAGCGCAGACAAAAACCCAUCGCCGAGGGCGUUGCACCCGACAUCGACGUUUCCGCGCACCGAAACCCUCCCCGCAUUUUCCGAUCCGGGCCGACAUGGGCUAGCGAGCCGGCCUGUGCCACCUCCACUGAACACCUUCCCGGGGCAGCAACCGUCCCCUCCGGUCAAGCUUGAGCAGCUCGAAGCCGAGCAAAGGCAUGCGGAAGUACAAUCCCUAACAUCUACCCACCGGCCGCCGCCGCCGCCACAUCUCCCUGGGUUGUACGCGGAAACCGGGCGACUCCCGCCUGGGCAACUUCCCUUGUCGGCACCGGCAUAUCCCAUCUCCCCCAGGCAUUCCGGCCCCCCGCUUCCGUCGCCGUACGAUGCACAGCGGCCACCUGCGUACGGGGAGGAAGCCGAUUAUGCGCACCACCGCCCGUCUGAUUACAAGGCGAAUUUCGACAAGCACUUCCAAGCAAACGGGUACCAAGAUGCCCUACAAGCAAUAAUGCGGUCGUGCCGCACAGGCUACAACUUUGCCGAGGCGUACGUGGCCGCGGCCCAGGAACAACAGGGCUCGCAACCAAUCCCGUCGAGGAUGCCGACAGAAAACGAAGUGGGCGAGCUCUUGAACAACCUCGUUUUCGCCCUCAAGAAACUGGAAGACGUACGGGACAUGGUUCAGCAGAAUCGCAUUCAGAACGAGCGCACGCGCGAUAGCGGCGGCCGCAGCCCCGACGACGAGGACGUGUCAAUGUACGGCGACGGCAUGAAACCGCCAUAUGCGAUGCACGAGGUCAAAAAACGGCGCGGUCGCGCCGCUCCUCCCGGCCGGUGCCACAGCUGUAACCGGGUCGACACGCCAGAAUGGCGGCGCGGUCCCGACGGCGCGAGGACGCUCUGCAACGCCUGCGGCCUCCACUACGCCAAACUGGAACGUAAGCGACAGCUCGACCAAAGAUCGCUCCGGCCAAAACCCGCCGAGGAACGAAAAUAAACUGGAUCCAAAUCCGCAACCGCCCCAACCGCAUGCUCUGUCCCCCGGUCGCCGACCGAAUCAGCCGAGACCGGGGACAAGAGCGAUUCUGUUUCUCAAAGCAGGCAUAUACCAUUCUCACCGACUAUUAUUAUCACUUUUCUCUCUUCUGUUUCGGAAUACCCAGGUCUAGACAGACUAGACCAUUAUUGCAUCGGAUCAUCGCCUAGCUCAGAGAGAGGAGCGAAAUAUCUAU